This is a messenger RNA of Otolemur garnettii (small-eared galago), 1326 nucleotides long. RefSeq names its product ribonuclease P/MRP subunit p25 like (gene RPP25L). Gene Ontology annotation, cellular component: ribonuclease MRP complex. NCBI's taxonomy places the organism in Eukaryota, Metazoa, Chordata, Mammalia, Primates, Galagidae. Gene Ontology annotation, molecular function: RNA binding. The coding region runs from base 461 to 1009 and encodes 182 amino acids. The transcript has 2 exons. Gene Ontology annotation, biological process: tRNA 5'-leader removal. The record is from RefSeq and is a predicted model, not a curated record.
CAGACAGCUUUCGCUGGCCAGGAGUCGUCCAAGCAGCCUUCCAUGUUAAGCGUCUGCUCCCGGCUUUCUGAGUAUCCUGGAUUGACGUGGAUGGGGGCUAGGUUCUGUUUUGGACACCAUUAGUUAAAGGCUUUUGGCUGUUUCCCGGGGGUCCUGCGGCAAAGGGACUUAAUCCUGUCCUCUGGGAGUAUAAAGUGAGGAGGCCUCGUCCCUGUAGAGCUCCAAGUGGGGAGCACUCAGUCUGGUUCUUAAUCUGGGGUGAGGGAUCUGGCCCCUGUCCCAAGGGGCCCAGGGUAAGGAGGGCUCAGCCCCAGUCCUGGGGUGCUUGUGAUGAGGGUACCUGUCCCUGUCCCAAAGAACUCGGUGUUUAGGGAAUUUGGUCCUGUUUCAGGGAUUCCAGGAUUGGAGGAGGGAGGCUGUCUAGAGGAACAGGGUGCAUGAGAUACGACCCCUUCCCAGGAUGAGACAGGCACGACUCCUUAGGGCAGCAAGAGUUGCAGACGAGACAACAAGCAGGAUGGAGCAUUACCGAAAAGCUGGCUCUGUAGAGCUCCCAUCACCUUCCCCAAUGCCCCAGCUACCUCCUGAUACCCUUGAGAUGCGGGUCCGAGAUGGCAGCAAAAUUCGAAACCUGCUGGGGCUGGCGCUGGGUCGGUUGGAGGGCGGCUGUGCACGGCACGUUGUGUUCUCAGGUUCUGGCAGGGCUGCAGGAAAGGCUGUCAGCUGCGCUGAGAUUGUCAAGCGGCGGGUCCCAGGUCUCCACCAGCUCACCAAGCUGCGUUUCCUGCAGACUGAGGACAGCUGGGUCCCAACCUCACCUGACACAGGCCUAGACCCGCUCACAGUGCGCCGCCAUGUGCCUGCAGUGUGGGUACUGCUCAGCAGGGACCCCCUGGACCCCAGUGAGUGUGGCUAUCAACCCCCAGGGGCACCUCCUGGCCUGGGCUCUGUGCCAAGCUCCAGCUGUGGCCCCCGACCGCGAAGAAAGGCUAGAGACACCCGGUCCUGAAGACCUGCUGAGCCAGGCUGUUCUCCAGACCUGAAUGUCUAGGAUGGAGGUGCCUUUUCUGAGAAGCCCUGGACUGCUCAACAUUCCCAUCAAAACUCAAGUCUACAGAAGUGGGUCUCCAUGUCCUGCUUCCCCUUCCUUCUGGCACGUGGAAAGGGACUGCUAUGAAGAGUGACAGGUGUGGGAUUUCUGCCAAAUUCUGGAUUGCAUAAGAGGGGUUUAUUCUUCCUUCUACCUACAGUGUGUCUGAUCUACCUUCCAACAGAGUCUAGAGGGGGAGUUAGGAAAUAAAGCUUUUGCCCAUUUGAUGAGCUUCU